Messenger RNA from Acaulospora colombiana, 245 nucleotides. The record is from the annotation of a GenBank genome assembly. Lineage: Eukaryota; Fungi; Glomeromycota; Glomeromycetes; Diversisporales; Acaulosporaceae.
CAACCAAUAUUCUGAUAUACGAAGCCAUAAAUAACCCAACGAAUACAAUGGACAUAUUUGAUGAAGAACAGUUGAUCAAGUUGAAACUACAAGCCUCGUGCAUAUUGAAAGAUCCGAAACAGAAACAACAAACACUUCAAGUGGCUUUACAUCGUCUUUUAUCGGAUAGUGAAGAGGAGUAUGAAGGAAAUGAAGAAAGUGGAAGCGGUAUGAUUUAUAUUGAGGCCAAAAUUUGGUGCAGAUGA